This is a messenger RNA of Striga asiatica, 2538 nucleotides long. The record is from the annotation of a GenBank genome assembly. NCBI's taxonomy places the organism in Eukaryota, Viridiplantae, Streptophyta, Magnoliopsida, Lamiales, Orobanchaceae.
GGAAGGCCGAAUUGGCCCGAACCUAGUUGAACUGGUCCGUGGAACCCCCCAUAUAAAAGAGAAUCGCGAAUAGCGAGGCCCUUCCGAUUUCAACUUCACCAGAACUCAGUCGGCCGCAGAGUGUGAAACUGCAAACAGCGGCAGCUGAACAGUAGGAAAUGGGAAAGAAAACGAAGAAAGCUGGUAAGGGAAAAGAGAAAACGGAAAAGAAAACCGCAAAAGCCGAGGAAAAAAGGGCUCGCCGGGAGUCCAAGAAGCUCUCUCCCGAAGACGACAUCGAUGCAAUUUUGUUGAGCAUACAAAAAGAGGAGGCAAAAAAGAAGGAAGUGCAUGUAGAAGAUAAUGUCUCAGCCCCAUCUCCAAGAUCCAAUUGCUCUCUGACAGUCAAUCCGUUGAAAGACACAGAAUUAAUCCUCUAUGGAGGUGAAUUUUACAAUGGGAAAAGGACAUUUGUAUAUGGUGAUUUAUACCGGUAUGAUGUUGAAAAACAAGAGUGGAAAUUAAUCUCAAGCCCCAACAGUCCGCCUCCUCGAAGUGCUCAUCAGGCAACCGCCUGGAAAAAUUAUCUCUAUAUUUAUGGUGAAACAUUAGACCGAUCAAACUUGGGUUAUUGUACAAGAAAUGUGAAGGUAACAUUUUCUCUUUCCAUGCUAUCAGGUGGAGAAUUCACAUCUCCAAAUCAAGAGCGUUUUCACCACUACAAGGACUUUUGGGUGCUGGAUCUGAAAACAAACCAGUGGGAACAGUUGAACUAUAAAGGUUGUCCAAGUCCACGCUCAGGUCAUCGUAUGGUCCUGUACAAGCACAAGAUUGUUAUUUUUGGAGGCUUCUAUGACACUCUUAGGGAAGUAAGGUAUUUCAACGAUUUGCACGUAUUUGACCUGGAUCAGUUUAAGUGGCUAGAGAUAAAACCUAGACCAGGGUGCAUGUGGCCAAGUCCUCGAAGUGGUUUCCAGUUUGUUGUUCACCAAGAUGAGAUUUAUUUAUAUGGUGGUUAUUCAAAAGAACUCACAUCAUCCGAUAAAAAAGUAUCCGAGAAAGGAAUUGUUCAUUCAGACAUGUGGUGUCUUGAUCCUAGAACUUGGGAGUGGAAUAAGGUCAAGAAAAGUGGGAUGCCUCCUGGACCUCGUGCUGGUUUCUCAAUGGCUGUGCAUAAAAAGAGGGCCUUGCUCUUUGGUGGAGUGGUGGAUAUGGAAAUGGAAGGUGACCUAAUGAUGAGCUUGUUCUUGAAUGAGAUUUAUGGCUUCCAAUUAGACAAUCAUCGCUGGUAUCCAUUGGAACUGCGAAAGGAUAAGGUGACUAAGGAAAAGUUAAAGAAGGCUUCCGAUGGAAUGGGCAGCGAUAUGAAUCAUGAUAUCAGGAAACCAUUAAUGCAAAAUGCUGUUUCAUCUGAUGAUGAUGAAACUUCUGAUAAUGAUGACGCUGACAUAGACAAUGACAUAAAAGAUAUCUCUGUUAAUAUGAACAUAAAUGUAACAGUUACUGAUAGAGAGAAAGGUUCUGGAUCUGGCAAGAAAUUUGCAGUGCAAAAUUCUGUUCUACCAGAGAUAGUGAAACCUUGUGGGAGAAUCAAUUCUUGUAUGGCUGUUGGAAAAGAUACAUUAUAUAUUUAUGGGGGCAUGAUGGAAAUUAAAGAUCGUGAGAUUACACUUGACGAUCUUUAUGCUCUUAAUCUUAGCAAACUGGAUGAGUGGAAGUGCAUCAUUCAGGCAUCUGAAUCAGAGUGGAUUGAAGCAUCAGACAAUGAAGAUGAGGAUGAGGAUGAGGAUGAAGAUAAUAGUGAAGAUGAAGAGUCUGACACUGAAGAUGACAGUGGAGAUUCUGGUGAUGAUGAAGAUGACGGUUUUGAGGCUAAUGAAAUGGGGGAUGCUGUAGCAAUAAUAAAGGGAGAAGGGAAAAGCCUCCGGAGGAAGGAAAAACGAGGCAGGAUCGAGCAAAUUAGAGCCAGCCUCGGUCUUUCUGACUCACAAAGAACUCCACUGCCUGGGGAAACUCUACGAGAGUUCUACAAACGUACAAAUAUGUACUGGCAAAUGGCUGCAUAUGAACAUACACAACACACUGGAAAGGAACUUCGGAAAGAUGGAUUUGAUCUUGCUAAAACUAGGUACAAGGAACUCAAGCCGAUACUUGAUGAGUUGGCUAUCUUAGAGGCGGAACAAAAGAAAGAAGAGGAGGAAGCACCAGAAACUAGUGGACCAAGAAAGAAGGGCCACAAGAAGACGGGCAAACUAUCUGCAUCCAAGUGAAUGGUAAAAUUAGAUUGGGAUCAAGCUUUUGUUCUUUGUUUCUUCUUAUUUAUCUUCUGGAUUUGUUUUUAUAUAAGCCUCAAGUGUUUUGUCCAUGGUUGUCAAAAAACAUGCAUCACAUAUAUGGGGACUAUGAAGUACUCGAUAUAUAAUGUAGGAUUGAGGAUGCAUUGUGUAUUAUGUUUUGUCACAUUUACUGGACUUUAGAUAUUUCAGGUCUUGUAUUGAAGCAAUUUUACAAAUUGGAGUGAGCAUUCCAUGACAUUAACCAAUAUUUGUUCCUUUUCGG